Molecule: messenger RNA, 1164 nt
Organism: Brassica oleracea var. oleracea
Lineage: Eukaryota; Viridiplantae; Streptophyta; Magnoliopsida; Brassicales; Brassicaceae
Exons: 3
Coding region: 1-1164 (387 amino acids)
Source: RefSeq, a predicted model, not a curated record
AUGGUUAAGAAAACUAAGGAAAAGUCGGAUGCCGAGAGGCAAGAACCUGAAAGACAAGAGUCUUCGUUGAGAGGAAAGGCUUUAGCCUCGGAACGAGCUGGCUCUGGGACACAAAGGACUUCUCGACAGCAAACCGUGGCUGCAAAGAAGGCAAAGGAGCAAGAGAAGAAGGCAGGAAAGAGUAUAGCAGUUCUCACAGAUGAGGUGAGUGGCGAUGAAAGUGCAGAUGAGCAGGCUCCUACAAAGAGGGCCAAGAUGUCCAAGGGGAAGGAGGUUGCUGAUGAUAGAGACAGGACAAAAACUCCAUCUGAGGAAGAGAUGUAUCAUCAUUUGCUGAAUGGGGUAACUUGGACUCCAACCAGAUUCGCUGACCUUGAUUUGCUGAAGGAGGUGGGUCUCGAUUCUGAUAUUGAGGCAAUGCUGGGGCACCUGAAGAUGCCCAAACUCCUCACCAUGGCCUACCCUGCCUACCGGGAUGUCUCCUUUCACAGUGGUAACGCAGUGGGGUUUUGGACUGAUCUUUGGCAUCCUAUGUGUUGUUUGACUGAGGUCAUUGGCGAGAGAGGAACCCAUAAACUGGGAAUUGUAAGGAAUGCGGAGAUUGCUGAGGAGUUCCCAGUAACUCUAGUGCAAACUGUCGAUGAUAUAGUGACAUGGAAAAGCGGCGAAGAGGAGUUCAAGAAGUCUUUCUCUGCUUUCAACACUUGGAACAUGAUCUGUGCACGAUACGACAUAGUGUUGUGGUCUAAGCUAAUCUGGUUUAAGCAAGGUGUGACUCGAUAUGCUUUUAUCACAUGGUUGGCUAUCAAAGAUAGGCUCUCUACAGGGACUAGAAUGAGAGAUUGGGGGAUUGUGCAAGGCUGUCUUCUUUGUGGCGAGCCAGAGGAGUCACGCGAGCACUUGUUCUUUGCUUGUCCUUAUACAUAUGGAAUCUGGUUGCAGGUCAUUGGUUCUUUGCUACGCCCUGCUCCUUCGCUGGACUGGGCAGAGAUUCUGGCUCGAAUACUGAGUGUAGCACACGACAGACAUGUAUCUAUCCUAUUGCGAUUAGCUCUGCAAGUUACAGUUUAUUACGUAUGGCGAGAGAGAAAUGAAAGGCGACACUCACAGCAAAGUAGACCGGUGACUCAACUUGCGAAAAUCAUUGAGAAGACAAUCAGGUAG